CAUCUUCCUCUUCCUCUUCCUUCUUCGCACGUAACUUUAGAGGUUUGAGAGACAGUACAGGUUCUUAUUUAAAGAACCAAGUUCCUUUUGUCUUUUCUCAUUCAUUCUCUUUUAAACAGUUUUCAUUUGAUAAAAGUAAAAGAACUAUCAGCCUAGAAUUUGCAAUCAAUGGGUUCCAGUUCCAUUAAUGAUGCUGCGAUUGCUAAGGAGAAGACAGAUCAAGAAAUUGAUGCGGUUGAGAAAAAGCCUACAAUUGUCUUUGUUUUAGGAGGCCCUGGAGGAGGCAAGAGCACGCAAUGUGCAAAUAUUUCUAAAUACAUUGGUUUUACUCAUUUAAGCAGUGGAGAAGAGCUUCGCAAAGCUGGUGAUUCGGAUCCUGAUAAUGGAGAAAUGAUCAAGAGCAUGCUAAAGGAUGGACUAUCUGUUCCACCAGACAUUACCUUGAGAGUAUUGCAGGAAGCCAUGAAAAAAAGUGGGAAUGACAAGUUUUUGCUUGAUGGGUUUCCUCGUGAUGAGGAAAUCCGUGCUGCUUUUGAAGAUGCUCUUAACAUCGAACCAGAGCUCGUUGUUUUCUUUCAUUGUUCUGCUGAAGAAAGGAAGAAAAGAAUUUUGAGCAGGAACCAGGGAAGAGUAGAUGAUAAUGUGGAGUCAGUGAGUAAGAGGUUUACAUAUUUUGAUGAGUAUACUCUUCCAGUUGUUGAGUACUAUCGUUCAAGGGGCAAAGUAUACGAGAUUGAUGCUUCGAAGCCGAUGGAUGAGGUUUUUGAUACAUUGAAAACUUGUUUAACUCCCUUAUCACCAAGAAUCGAGACUGAAGUUGUAUCAGAGGCCAGCUGAGGCUGCAAGUGAAGUUGAAGAAGAUGAACUGGUGGGCGUGGUUGCAGCUGAGGCUGCAAGUGAAGUUGAAGAAGAUGAACUGGUGGGCGUGGUUGCAGCUGAGGCUGCAAGUGAAGUUGAAGAAGAUGAACUGGUGGGCGUGGUUGCAGCUGAGGCUGCAAGUGAAGUUGAAGUCGAAGUUCAGGCUGUGGGUGAAGGUGAAGGUGAAGGUGAAGGUUUGGAGAAAGACAUUUCAAAGUUGGGAUUGUAAUCAUGUAGUGAAUGUUUUUAUUACAAAAAACGAGUUAUGGUAAUGGGUGAUGUAAUUUGGAAAGUGGGUAUCUAAUUGUAGUUUGCUUUAUAAAUAUUUAAUGCAUGUUUAACUUAAAAAUGAUUUCUAUU
This is a messenger RNA of Jatropha curcas, 1218 nucleotides long. Its product is annotated as UMP-CMP kinase 3. NCBI's taxonomy places the organism in Eukaryota, Viridiplantae, Streptophyta, Magnoliopsida, Malpighiales, Euphorbiaceae. Gene Ontology annotation, biological process: nucleobase-containing compound metabolic process. Gene Ontology annotation, molecular function: ATP binding; nucleobase-containing compound kinase activity. The record is from RefSeq and is a predicted model, not a curated record.